AGACUUGACCAGGAAACCAGAGCGUGGGAGACAGGCGGACAGACAUCGAACAAAGUAAGUAAGUGGAUAUAUAAGAGUUUAUUUCUCUGUAUUUUUAAAUUGUCUGACGUUUCCUAUUGUAAUUAAAAACAUCAUUUCAACACUUUCCAUGACCUUUUUGACCCUGUAACAUUGAAGGAUGUUUUAAAAAGAGUUUCAGAACAAAACAGGAGUUUAAGUUUAGUACUGAAGAUCAUUUUAUGUGUCAUAAACAUCAACAAACACGAACAAACUGGACUAUUUCAAGUUAAUGAUCAUUUUAUAACAAAUAUAUUUUCAUGGUGAGUGUGUUCGUGUCUCUCCACGAGGUGUUUCAAUGAUUUUAAGCCUAAAAUAUGUAUUUACAGUCAUACUUUGACCAUAAAGGAGGGGCAGUACUUCUGUUAAAUGGGUUCUGGUCAAGUCUAGUCUGUGUGACAGAGACCGCCCCCCGGAAGGAUCAGGUCUUAUGAUGGCUGUAAAAAAAACAACUGAGAAAGCUGCUGUGAGGGACUGAGACGGAACAACACGAAGACUUAUAAACUGUUACCAACGCUGCUGACCUCGCUGGAACCAAACCCUGUCCCGAAAGAUUUAUAUGAAUGCUUUAAUUUUGAGACAAACCUUCACCCUUUCAUUCUGCAACUAACACAAAAACUACCUGACAAUGUUUGAAGACCCUCCUCGGCAGUAAAAGACUCAACAUGGUCGACAUUUUAUUCCUUUACUGGGUUGGUGAUGUUUUUAUAGCUGCUAUUUCAGAACUUUGUCUGGAUUUAUAAAGUUUAUGAGACUUUGGGACGGACUGAUUGUCCUCCUUAAGUCGGUCCAGAAGGCGCACGUUUCAGUCAACAAGUUAAACUGAAGAACCGGUCGACCCUGUUUCAUGCUGAGGGAUGAGUUUUGCAUCCCCUUUUCUCCAUGAUGUGGUUUUCUUCUCCAAAACUUCUUUGACAAACAUGUUCAAGUGCUACGCGAGGUCCUCCAGGCCCUGCAGCGCCAUGGAGUAAAGUUGAAUCCAGAAAAGUGCGAACCGAUGCGUAGGUCACCUGGUGUCAGCUGAAGGCAUAAGGAUUGACCCCAAGGACCUUUAAGCAGUUCGGGUGCUAAAGGACCUCAUACCACAGACUGUUGGGGAGGUCAGGCAGUUGCUUGGGUUCUUGAGUUACUAUCGCAGCUACGUACAAGACCUUUCACGUACAGCGAAACGAUUGUACGACCUACUCCAGUCAAAACUCAGCACACAACAACCGGUGUUGUCAAGAGGAAAGUCAGAAUGUUCUCAAAUGCCCUCUCGAACCCCCUGUAGCAAUCAAGACAACCCUGGAUGUGAAACUCACACAUUCCUUACAGGAAAGUUUCCUUAUCUGGUCCCAGGAAACAGGAUAUAAAUCUUUCCAGACGUGUUUGCACUUUCAGGUUAAAUAAGUGACCCAACCGGAGGUUGACUAAACCUCUGACUCUUCAGGAUUGGUCAGUUCGGCGAACAGAGACAGAGUUUUUAUUACCUUUCAAACUGACUCCAUCGCUGACCAUCUAAAUAAACAUUAACGUCUCAACCCAGAUCUCCCAUUUGAGAUUUAGCGUCUUAAAGUGUGUGAACAUACGGACCCCAGGAUAAGGGGGGACACUGACCUCCAGACCUCGGUCGUAAAACCCUGCUCGACCAUACACUGAUAAAGACUGCAUUCCUUUGGUGAAAGAAUACAAAUGACUGAUCAUGACAUCUUAUGCAUUCAGCAAUGUACUAAUCUGUCUAAUCAUGAAAUUUGUGUUAAAAUGAGAUGUUUCCCGUUUUUCUAUGUGCUCCAGAAGCCAAGUUAUCUUAUCUGACAGAAUAAAUCCUUUAUUCUUUUGUUCUUUAGACCAACAGCUUUUCAGACUGUUUCAUGAACUUUUAAGAGUUAAAUUUAUUGACUAUGAAUCCUAAGUUUACUCUAAGUAACAGAAAUAGUUUAGAAAUGUUUGGUUUAUAUUUUAGUUAUUUAUUUAGUAUCUUAACCAUUAGGUGGUUAUAAUGUCACUGAAUAAUCUGAAUGUGAGUAUUUAGAAUCCAUUAUUAAUCAUGAUGACGUUCAUUCACAUGUGUUUACUCUUUUGUUGUUCACAGUUUCCAUGUGUUACUAUCUGUUUCAUUUCAGAGUAAUUUAGCAUGUUCAAUGUGAUACUUAAAACAUAAUGAGAAUGUUUGAUGUGAUCCUACACUUCAUUCAUAUGUGUUUAGUAUCAAAUUAUUUAUCAUGAAACCAAGCAUUCAAUGAUAUUAAUCAUAGUGAGUGAGUAUCAGAUCUGACUCUUUUACCAGCCAAAAGAAUAAGUUAGAUCAAAUAAUCAGAGACCCGAUGACCCCUCCUCUUUCUCCUCAGACACUCCCAGUGUGAGAAGAUAAAACCAGUGAAGUCGGGUUGCUCACUCUCUCUUAUCUCUUUUUCCCUCUUAUGCUUCUGCUCUUCUGCUGACUCUCUUGUCCCCGGCUCUUAUGCCCCUUCUCUUCUGCCCACACCCUUCUGUGGUGCGUUUCUUUGUUUUCUCUUAGAACUUUUUCUUAGUCUUCUAAGUUUUACGCCACGUGUUGAUUCACGUUGAUUUUUCUUUAACAUCGUCUUAGUUCAAGUUUUGAAACUUCAACUUUUUGUGCACAUAGCAAUUCAAGAUUAAGCCUUUGAUUGAUUUUUCUUUAAUUUCGCGAAGCCAUUUUUGAAAGUUUUCUCUGCUCGAGCCUCGUUUUUCUGAGUUUUCUGCGUGAUUUCAAAGUCACCUCUGAACGCAACCCAGCAGGCCCAGGUCAUCCUCUGUGCUAGAGUUUUUGAGUGAGACCAAAGAAGUACCCAAACGAGCAUCCACAGGAUCCACAGGCGCUGGCUUUCGGGCCCGAGUGCUGCAACUCCUGGCUCAUCCUUCGGCUGACUUCAGUCGUCUUCUGAGCUGAACCGCUCGAACCGCCAGUAGCCCGGACCUUCGGAACCUGCUCCAUCUUCUCCAAGGACCAGUCUCACUUAAGUAUGCAAACCUCCAGAGCUCUAAAGAGGGCUGGUGCUGUCUCAUGCGUUCAUAACUCAGAUAUCCACCUAUUUCUGGUGAUCUUAGAUUCCUCCAAAUCCACAUCCGAGUUUAUCUCGACACCAAAGUUAGUGUAGGUUAAUAUGUUAGCGCAUAUUCACUCACUAUCAUUAACUUUAGUGCUCCUAGCCUGACUCAGAAUCUUUAUUUAUUCACCUAUUAUUAUUUUAUCUUCAUUAUCUUAUCAUCAUUUAUUGCAUGUGUGUUGUACCAUCAUUUAUCCUGUAAUAAACAGAUCAUUAUUUUUCUAAGUUCUUGACUGUUAGUGUUCUUCCAGAAGUGGAGUCCCUGAAAUUAGAAUUUCGACUUAAGAUAUGAGACUGAUUAAUUAAGACUGAUUAAUUAAAACUGACUUGAUGUUUGAUUUCUGAAUUAAACUUUUGUUUUCUUUAUUUUCCCACCAUCAAGGGUGGGUGGUGCCCCUUUCAACGAGUGCAUAAAUGUCAUAAUUUGAGAUUAUUAAUCUUCAGACAUUUAUUAUAAAUUCCAAUCGCUACAGUACUAUUUUGGUACGGCCUUGUGAGGCUCAUUUCAAAUCGCUACAUAUAUUUUGGUGCCCCUGUGUGAGGCUCAUUUCAAAUCACUACACCCCGUAGAGUGGAAUGAGGAACACCAACAGGUCCUUGAGUGUCUAACAGACCGACUCACUGAGCCAUCAGUGCUGGCGUAUCCAGAUGUCACCAGCCCCUUGGAGCAGUUCUGUAUCAGAACCCGGAUAAAAAGAUGAGGGUGAUAGGUUAUGAGCCAUCUGUGAGAAGUUCAAGGACUAUCUUUACUUUGCCGCAGUUUCUGGGGCGCCUCAGACUGACCAGUUUGGUCUCCACAUGAGAUAAAGAGACAGUCUGAGCCCCACAGUUUCUUCUACAGAUCUACUCAGUGCUGUCUUCGUUGUCCCUCUUCAUGAUCAGUCUGGUGAGGAGCACACAGACAGCAGCAUCGAUGUUUUCUUCUGUCCUCCUGUCUGACAUCUUUAAUCCCAGCUCAUCACUGACUGACCAUCAUCCGUCUCGUUUGUUUGACAGCAUGUGGUUUUUGCUUGAUGGAUGGGUUUCUGAAGGUUUUGGACUCUGAUAUGGAUCAGUAUGAGGAGACUGAGGAGGGUGUGUCCCCCUCUAAAACCGCUCUACACCGGGAACGUGGGCCUGAGAGGUGAGUCAGGAUCUCUGGUUAUCGAUGACUCCUCUUCAUAUCAGGAUACUAAACUGAGUUCUGUGUUAAAGCCCAGAGCAGCAGCAGGAACCGGUCUCUCCUGGACCUGAACCCAGCUGUGUGUCCGUGGCCUCGGUUCCAGAUUUGAGAGACGAUUCUUCUUCAGACGAACGGUAAGAAGUGCCCAAAGGAGCUGAAAAAGUUUGACAUUCAACAACUUUUCUCUUUGUUCUGUUUUUUUUUUCUCUCUGAAUCAGAUUUUUAAGGUUUGGUUUUCGGUUUGUCUUUUAUUUCAGAUUUCACCAGCAGGGAUCUCGUCAUCCUGUCCCCAGCUGUGUCUCCAUGAGGACUAACAAGUCCAUGUUUGAACCUUACAACUUUGAGGGGGAACACCACUCCACUGAACAAAGGUGACAAUUUUAAUAAAUGUGUUUGUUGUACCGCCGCACUCCCAAACAUUGUUAUGACGUUGUGACACUGUUGUGCUUUCAAGUGUCUGCAGUUCUAGAGUGGGAUCCUUACAUCCAUUAUCUAAAAUCAUCACCUCGUUUUCAGCCAAAACUCUCGUAGACUGUGUGCUUUCCAAUCGUCACUCUUCAUGUUUUCAUAUUAGAGUUCAGCAGCAAAGUGUCAUGAAAUGUUCUGGUAUUUAGUUUUCUCCUGGUUUUGGUCUUUUGAGUGUAUUUUCUGUGUGUUUUCCCUCGUGUUCCUGUUCCCCUGUAGUCCUGUCUUGUGAGUUUUCAGUUUGUGUCUGACCCCGGUUCCCUCUUGUUCUCAGUGUUUUAUUCCUUAUAUCAGUGUUUCCUGUUUUAUUUUGUAGGAGUUUAUUCCUUGUGUUUCUACUCUUGUUUUACUUCCUCAGUUUUCCCUCCGUAGUUGUUGUCUCACCUGCCUCUCGUUGCUCGUUUCCCUGUGUGUGUGUGUGUGUGUGUGUGUGUGUGUGUGUGUGUGUGUGUGUGUGUGUGUGUGUGUGUGUGUGUGUGUGUGUGUGUAGUCCCUGUCUUCCCCUGUUUCCUUGUUGCUUCAUGUGUUGUAUUUGUCUACGUUGAGUUCAGUGUAUGCCUGUGUCUCCAGUGAUUUUUUGCCCUUGAGAAAUUUUCAGUUGGACAUUAAAAGUGAGUUUUGUUUUGUUGCUUCUUAUUGAUUUCUUUUUAAAUAAAUCCACUUUUCGUUCUGCAUUUGGGCCUUUUCCUUCCUUCCUCCCUUCCUUCCUUCCUUCCUUCCCUCCUCUCUUUCCUUUUUGCUUAACUCCAAACCAUCGCACAAAGGUCAGAUGUUACAGUUGGUCUGCCGGUCCAACUGCAUCCAGCUGAUCUGGACUUCAUCUUUAAGGUGUGUACAUUUCCAAAACAACCUUUUCCUCAGCUUCAAAUAAACAUGAAUCAAACUUACUAAAGGGAUAUUCCGGCAUAAAAUUAAUUUAUGGCCAAACCCACCGUUACACCGAGUUAGACCCCCCCUCCAGAGAUGAAUGUUGUCGACCGCUUCCUUCUCUAGUUAUACCAACUUUAGUAACGACCGCAGGAUAGAAAUACAGAGAGCCACGCCCCCAACCAAAACGCCACUCUAUAGCCACAAAUAAUGCUCAGAACAGCACCUAACUUCAUCAACAGGACAUAUAGGGUCACAGACAUAGUACUAGACACCAAACAUCUUUUUAACUUUGACUCAUUUCUUUAGCAAAGAGACUAAACACAACUCACCUACUCUCUUCCAGCAGACGCUUGUUUGUAGAGAGACCUCAGGCCAGUCCAUUACGCACUACGCCGGAAUAUCCCUUUAAGUUAAUUAGUAAUUAAUUUAGUAUCCCUCUUCAGAAUCUUGGGGAGAAACUUCACGCUUUUGUGGGGGAGGAGCUGAAAAAGUUCCAGAGAGUUUUGGAACAAGAUUUCCCCGGAAGACUCGAUAUGGAGCGUGACGAUGAGGAGUUGGUGGAAAGUGAGGGGAAGGAGAAGAGAAGAAGUAAUAGGGAGUCGUUGCUGAAGAUCACGCUGAACUUCCUAGAGGGAAUGAAGCAGAAGGAGCUGGCUGACUUUCUACAGAGCAGUAAGAGUCUUUGAUACAACUUAACUUCAAAUGAAAGAAACAGGCGGUCAAUUAUCUUCUCUGUUUUCACUCAGGAACCACGACUUCACUGUGUCAACGCCAACUCAAAACGUAUGUGAAGAAGAAGUUUGGGUGUGUCGAGGGGGCUGACAAAGCAGGAAACCCAACUCUUCUGAACCAGAUCUACACAGACAAUGUAGACUGAAAACCCUCAGGUCAGGAUCCAGGUUCUAUUUAACUGAUAAUCAAUAUGUGACCUGUAUUAAUGUCAAUGUCUCUCAGUGACAGUUAUCAUCUGCAGGACUCUUGGAGCAAAAUGUCCAUCAAUUGUUGUUGAUGGACCGUCCUAUAGGAGACCGCGUUCUUAAAGCGCUAUAGUACAGCUUCAUGCAGUCACUAAAGUGGGGAACACACUAUCAUGGUGCCUAUUUCAAAGUCAGCAAAGGCCUGAUUACGGGAGGGUCUUAAGAACGACCUCAGCUCUGCUGGGAGUGCUCGUUUUUUCUUCAAUUAGAAAUUCUUAGGUGAGGGGAACAUGAGGACGGCUGAGCGUUCACACUGUCCAAUGUUUCUGGAAAUAACGUGACAGCUGAUCAGGAAGCAACCUGAGCAAAGAGGGAGCACAACAACUGCAACCAUGUGACAACAUUUAAACCCCACAUGAUAAUACAUGGUGACAACACAAGUGUCAAGUGUCUUUCAGUAAAACACCGUCACUGAAAUGACAGGAGGGUGUUGAAGCUACUUUAGUGGAAGAACCAGGAAGCUAAGCAAGCUAAUAACCACUGUUUCCUGUAGAGUCAUGUUUCCUACUUUAAAAUCUCGCUUCACCAAAGGAGACUUCCUUAGAUUUCCCCUCAUGAGAGUCGGGACACCAGGUCAUUGUCAUUUUCUUCCGCUUCAUCCUGGUCCGGGUCGUGGGGGCAGCAGCUUCAGGAGGGAAGCCCAGACGGCCCUCACCCCGGACACCUCCACCAGCUCCUCCUCUGGGGGGAUUCCCAGGCGCUCCCGGGCCAGGAGAGAGAUAUAAUCCCUCCACCUGGUCCUGGACCGACCACAAGGUCUCCUCCCGGUGGGACAUGUCUGGAACUCCUCUAACAGGAGGCGUCCAGAAGGCGUCCUAACCAGAUGCCCGAGCCACCUCAGCUGACUCCUCUGGACGUGGAGGAGCAGCGGUUCUCCUCUGAGCGCCUCCCGAGUGUCCGAGCUCCUUCCCCUAUCUCUAAGGCUGAGCCCGGACACCCUGAGGAGGAAAACCAUUUCAGCCGCUUGUAUCUGCGAUCUUGUUCUUUCGGUCAUUACCCAAAGUUCAUGACCAUAGGUGAGGAUCGGCACGUAGAUCGACCGGUAAAUCCAGAGUCUCUCCUUACGGCUCAGCUCUUUCUUCACCACCACUGAUCGGUUAAACGUCCGCAUCACUGGUGAUGCCAUUGUCGACUCCGGGUGUUGGUAAAAAUGAGUGUGUGGUGUGCUGUGUUCACCAUAUUCUUGUUCACCACUUCGACGGUCCUUUGGCUCAUUAUUCUGAACGCUCUGAAGCAGAUUUUCAGAAGAAGGAUCUUCUUGAGCGAAUGUUGAUGAAUCCACUGUAUCCUUGAGCUCUCUGAACUGAUAUGAAUUUGUGUCCAGACUGUCCGGCUGUCUGAUCACAGACCGAGGCUGUACUUCUCUGGCUUCAGCGCUGGAGGCCAACCCUUCACAUCUGAAAGAGUUGGACCUGCGCUAUAAUCACCCAGGACUCUCAGGAGUGGAAAUGCUGUCUGCAGCUGUGGAGAAUCCUCUGUAUGGACUCGACAUCUUCAGGUAUGAGCAGUUAAAAAAACAGGCUAGCUCGGUGUUUCCUGUGAGGCUGUACGAUAAAUCGUUCUGAUCUAUGAGUAAAAAUAAAGAUCCAGGUUUUCUGUUUCACGGGUGAAUUUUACCACAGACCUCCACGUGAUCAGACACAUGCUCACUGAAGUACAAAAUCAUCAAAUAUAAAACAAAUAAAAAUAAUGAAAUUUUCAUGAUUGAAAAUAAAAUUCCUUCAUUUUUUUACGAACUUAAUAUUUCAGACUAAAGUAGAAACGGUGCAGACACUUAGAGAAGGUUCCUGAGAGGGUUCCUCUGAGGGUUCAUGGUGACUGUUUCCUUUCCCAGGGUGGACCCUCAUGGAGAACGAUGGCUGAAACCUGGUCUGAGGAAGUGUAAGUAUGUUCACUUCUGUACAAACACCAGAGAUGGGUAUUGAUAAGACUUUAUUGAUACCAGUGCCUUAAAGAACAUUCUUAUCGAUCUGAUUCUUCAUCAAAUCCCCUAUCAGGUCCUCCUGUGGGUCUUCUGUGUACAGAAAGUCUGUGUCAGUUUAUUGAGUUGCUCACUCACACAUGCUCACUGGAUCCUUGAUCUCUGGACGUAAAUAAAUAUAUCAGCGCAGGUUUGGGCGUUAAAAAUAAAAUAAACUGCAUGAAAAUCGGUUGUCUUUAAUGGAAAUGAUGCCCCCACCAAGAUGGCCGCCACAUAGACACAUCGCUUAGCGCUACAACACUCUGACUUAUCUAGUCUUUUAUAUCUGUGAUUCUGUUGCCGACUGACGAGCGUGAUCGAUAUGUGGCCCGAAAAGAAUCGACACAGGAAUCGUUAAGGCUAAUCAUGUCGAUGGAUCGAACCGUCUAAUCGAUUCUUAACAGGAACCGGUUAUCAAUACCCAUCCCUGAUAAACACCAAACAAGACCACGUCAGGGUAGUGAGGUGUGUGUCUGCUCUCUCCAUCAGAUGCUUGUGAACUCACUCUGGACUCAACCACAGCUCACAGAAAGCUCCAACUGUCCGACAACAACCAGAGCGUGACUCACGUGAGAGAGGAGCAGCAGUGUCCUGAUCAUCCACACAGGUUUGACUACUGGUAUCAGCUGCUGUGCAGAGAUGGUCUGACUGGUCGCUGUUACUGGGAGGUGGAGUGGAGAGGAGACGUGGACGUGUCAGUGAGUUACAGAGGACUCCGACGGAAAGGGAAGACACCUGACUGCCAGUUUGGAGGGAACCAACAGUCCUGGCGUCUGAUCUGCUCUGUCGACUACGGUUAUGCCGCCUGUUAUGAUAACACCCGAGCGCUCCUCUCCUCCUCCUCCUCCUCCUCCUCCUCCUCCUCUGAUAGACUCGCCGUGUAUCUGGACCAUCCUGCCGGCUCUCUGUCCUUCUACAGAGUCUCCUCCAGAACACUGACCCACCUCCACACCUUCUCCACCACCUUCACUGAGCCUCUCUACCCUGGGUUUAAGUUGAUGCCUGAUGCCUCAGUGACCUUAAACUGGCCGCCAGGACGUUCAUGUCAGUGACUUUAGCAGCCUGAAAAAUCUGAUCAUGAAGCCCAGAGUCGUUAGUCUGCAAAGUGAUUUAAUAUAAUUAUAAUUUAAUAUAAUAUAAUAUAAUAUUUAAUGUUUGAGAUUAAUAUUAACCAGAAAAACAGUCAAACUGUUCCUCCUUACAGGGCAUCACUUAAAACCCAGUUGGAAAUAUAAGCUCUGUACAUGAACCUGUAACAACAGUUCAGAUAUUCAACAUUAAAUCAGUUUUAAAUCAUUAUAAUAUGUAAAUGGUCUGUUUAUUACAGUAAAGUUACAGCAUAAAUGUGAUAAAUGACGGUCAGAUGAUAGGGAUAAAUAAAUCAAAGAUCCUGUGUCUGACUCUGACUGUUAAAGUGAAUGAGAGUUUUAGAUUCGUCUGCUGUUUGAGAGGUGAAGGGUACGACUCUACAGAAAACCAUCUACAAGUUCACUGUCACUCCUGAUAAAGUGGAAACCUGAGCUUUAAAGCCGAGGCAGAAACUUCUCAAAACAGUCAGAGACUCGACUCUUCGUCAAACCAAGACGUCAUUAAACUGAAUAAAUCUCAAGAUCUUUUCCGUUAAUCUGAGACUGACAGACGUCGGUGAACACGAUAACUGUCUCAGAAUCACAAAGACUAAAACCUGCACUGAGAUGAACCCAGAUGAGAGUCCUGGUUGGUUUCAGUUCUUCUCAGUAAACAGGAAUAUUUGUCUUUAUGCUGACUCAGGACAGUUACUGGAAACUGUAUUUAACCAACAUGUCAGCAUUUACCAAAAGAACGACUUCUUUAUCUGAGGUCUUAGUCUCAGUAAUGUUUGUGUUUCUGCAGUUGAAUAUGUUAUUUCCAAACCUGCAGGUCCUCGUAUUAAAACUUUAUGGGACGAGC
Messenger RNA from Xyrichtys novacula (pearly razorfish), 10467 nucleotides. NCBI's taxonomy places the organism in Eukaryota, Metazoa, Chordata, Actinopteri, Labriformes, Labridae. The record is from the annotation of a GenBank genome assembly.